Molecule: messenger RNA, 1802 nt
Organism: Carassius gibelio (silver crucian carp)
Lineage: Eukaryota; Metazoa; Chordata; Actinopteri; Cypriniformes; Cyprinidae
Product: testis-expressed protein 264
Exons: 4
Coding region: 280-1254 (324 amino acids)
Biological process (GO): protein-DNA covalent cross-linking repair; reticulophagy
Cellular component (GO): autophagosome membrane; nucleus; endoplasmic reticulum membrane
Source: RefSeq, a predicted model, not a curated record
AGUCACAGUCACAUGGUGCAUCCAGGAAGAAACGCGUACAAUGUAUAUGUACAGAGGAAGAUAAACAAAUGCUCAGCUGUGUCAAUAACACAACUAAAACACGGGUGUAAACUGACCUGCAGUGAAGCACAGAUACUGUAAACAUCUACCGGGCGACACGGAUGCAAACAGGCUUGUUCGGAAAGCGGAAGGAUUGGUUUUGUGUGUGCCAUCACAGUAACUGACAAUUAUUCAUAGACAUUGAGCGUGUGUGCUGGAUUUUCUGACAGCCGUGCAAAAAUGUCUGACUUUGUAAUUUUACUGCUGAUUCUGUUUUUGGUCAUUUGUCUUAUCUUAACUGUGGUGGGCUUCGUUUUUUACUCCGGGCUUUUCUCUGAAGUCGUGAUUCGGACUGGAUCUCCUCCGGUGAAAAACAUCACGAUUGCAUAUAAGUUUAGAAAAGGAUCGUACAAGGCCAGCGGAGCAGCUUUCACGGAGAGCUGCAGUAUCGGACCGAAGCUGUCUUCUGUCGGUGUGUUUUACGAUGACCCCAAUCAGACUCAAGCAAAUCAGUGUCGGUAUGUAGUGGGCAGCAUACUGUGUGAAAAUGAAGAGAAACCUGAUGAAGAGCUUCAGCGUCUAUACGAGAAAUUCGGCUACAAGGUCAUCUCCUUCCCAGAAGUCACCUGUGCUGUAACUUCCUCGUUUCCAAACAGAUGCACUCUGUCCCCCGUCUGUGGUGCUUAUAGAGUCUAUCCUGAACUACAACAGUAUAUAAAGGAAAGAAGUCUGAAUGCGUACCCAUUCCUGGAGAUAUGCAAAGGUGAUCUGAUCUAUUACAUGUGUCCUUUGGAGAAUCAGAAGGACUUCUGUGUGCCUGAACUGCUUGAGAAGACAACAUCUGAGGAAACAGUGGAGCAUAAAGAUGCUGAAGUCACAGAGUCAGCAGCAGGUGAGCCAUUGCAAAAGUCAAGCCAAGUGAUCCAGGAAGUGUUUGAAGAAAGCAGGGACGUGGUAGAGGCCUCAGCAGCAUUGCUGGAGAUCUCUCAGCCGAGCCUGGGUGAGGAAGAGGGUCAGAGUGAGGAUGGGGACCAAGGGAGCAAGGGAUCCAGUGAGUCUGUUGGCAGUGGCUCUUCCUUUGAAGAGCUGGACGUGGAAGUGGAAGAGGAGAAGGAGAAGGAGAAGGAGGAGGAGAAAAACAAAGUGGAGGAGGAAGACCAUAAUGGACAGCAGACGCCUGUGAUUGGAGAAACGAUCAGGAACAGGGAGGAGUGAAGGAUAAAGCAGAUUAGAGGGAAUGUGGGUGAAUGAUGAGUGCAUAUGUGAGUGUGGAUGCAUUUGUGAGAGGGAGAAAGUUUGUCUGUGUCUUUGAAAUCAUCAAAGGCUUUUUUCUUACUAAGCCUUUGAAAUGAACAUCCCUAAAUACCCCGAAAAGUUACUUCUUUGUUGUCAGCAAACAAGCAAUUAUCUCUUUCAGAACCUUUUAUUAAAGACUUGGAAAAUGUGCAGAAAUACACAUUAUUCUUUGGCUUUGUAUUUAUUUCUAAAAAACAAAUUGUAUAUGUUGCUUUCUCUAUUAUCUGUCUGUCUUCCCACGGUAAUCAUGAAAAACAUUCAGGCAGCAAGUAAAUCAAGCACAAUCUGAAAGAGAGGUAACAUUAUUAAUGCAGCUAAAUGGAGCUUACUUUUCUUUCAUUAACAUGAUCUACAGCUGAAGUAUUCAGUAGUGUUUGCUUCAAAACAUGAAUAAUUCAUUCCAAAUGCUGUCUUUUGCUGUAGAAUAGAACUGAAAAACAAUGAGAAUAAAAAUUGCAUGUUGUUAA